Molecule: messenger RNA, 1568 nt
Organism: Papilio polytes (common Mormon)
Lineage: Eukaryota; Metazoa; Arthropoda; Insecta; Lepidoptera; Papilionidae
Exons: 5
Coding region: 649-1341 (230 amino acids)
Source: RefSeq, a predicted model, not a curated record
UAUUCGAAGUAGAGCGUAAUAAUCCUAAUUAUAUGGAUAGGUUAACAAUUACGAUAAAUAUCUAUUACAUUAGAAACUAAAAAAUGUUCUAUCCCUCGCAUGAGGCUGGAUCUAGUACGCUGAGUUGAGAUCAACUUCAUCACUCAACCUCAACUAAAAUUCAGUAGCUCACAGCGCUCGGACUCAUAUGCAUGUGUCUACGUCGUAACAGUUUGCGCGCCAAAAUAUCGGGGAAUAUAAUCAUUUGUAAAAACUGUGUUAUAAAGUUUUUAAAUAUGUUGUUACUCCAUAUUGAUAUUCAGAACAUUGUUCUUAUUAUUUUAAAGCUAAUAUAUAAUAAUUGACAUGGUUAUAAAAAGUUUCAAGGCAGUGCGAUAUUUCAGUACUUGGGCAAUCGGCCAAACUUUAGAUAAACACACGUUUGAUGCAUUUAGUUACAAAGUUUAAAGUUGAUAAACAACAACAAAAAACGUUUGUAGUAUUGUACUCUAAAUAAUUAACAUUAUUACAAAAUAAUAGGACUGUAUAUUAACUUGGUUAUUUUUAAUAUGGUUGCGUAUAUAAAAGUGAAAGUUAUCUUAAGUCUAAAAGGGUGAAUUAUUUCGUGUGAUGUAAAAUAUUUAUUUCGUGGUGCGUUUAACAUUAAUUAUGAGUGUUGAAUCAUCAAAGCCAAUUCGUAGUGAUGCGGGUGAGCCGGAGUCACAAGACAUAUCAAUAAGGAGUCCAUCAAUAAGGGUACCUACGCCGAAGAAAUCCUUAGCACUGAGAUUAUGGGUGCUGUUGCAGCCGUUGGCAAGAUUAUGGGGCCUUAUUACUGCUGUUGUUCUCAGCGGUGCCGGAGCAGAACUAAUGGUGCUCGGGUACGAAGUCGCGCCGGGCUUCUUAGUUGGCGCAGCUCUUGUCUUCGUAUUGGAGACGAUGUGGGUAGCUGCACUGUUCGUGGACUUGCUGUGCCGGCGUGGACAGUAUACGCUGUCUCUACGUUGCUGGGACUUCACGAGGUGGUCCUGUGGUCGUGCGCGCGCUCCGUUCUACGCAUGUGCCGCGACCUCCAUCUUGUUUGCUAAUCUGACAGUCCUUGCUGCUGUUUCAGGUGGCUUACUGCUCGUUCUAGCAGCCUUACGAGCUGCGGCACCAUUCUCCCCGUUCGCAACGCACGGGCCUCACCACGCACGCGCCGGCAGCUCCUUACUCAGCCAGCACGACUCCCCUCUACCUGACGUCUUCUACAACGCCGCGCAUUCCGCUGACGACAAAUGUGAAGAAAUGACUGUCCUCGAUAUAAAGACACCGGAGAAAUCGCGAUCGCCGACACCAAAGCAAUCUCUGUUAGAAAUCUAACUUAUCUAGUGUAUUUAAGUUUGGUUUAUAUAUUAUGCGUGCAGAAUAACAUAACUUUUUGUAUUCGAUGAUUGGUAAUGAUUUCCAUGUUCCACUUCUAGUGGACGUUCUCAGUGACGUCAUUGGACUAAAGUGUCAUGUUACUGCGACUUCUUACUUAAUAUUACGAAGUAAUGAUAUUUAAAAAUUGCGGCAUUAUGUACGAUUUAUUUUCUACAUUAGUUGUA